Molecule: messenger RNA, 888 nt
Organism: Spirodela intermedia
Lineage: Eukaryota; Viridiplantae; Streptophyta; Magnoliopsida; Alismatales; Araceae
Source: the annotation of a GenBank genome assembly
AUGGCUGAUCUACUGCCGGAGAUGGAAACCCACGUAUCUGGCCUGGGGUCAAAGCGUCAGCGGCGCCCCAGCGUCCGACUUGGCGACAUUGGGGAGCAGCGAGCCGCCACACACGAGUCCAAUGUCCGACGCAGCAAGCAGUGGAAUUCCUCAUCGCACCAUCCUCUCCACCCUCACCAGCUUCACGAUCAGCCGUCGUCGGGUGCGGCCUUCCGCGGGGGUGGUAGGGUCCUGGUGCCUGAGGAAUGCAACGGUGCCCUAGGAUUCCCGAUGGCCGCUGAGGACGAAAGCCUGCACUUGGGCGAGGAGAACCACCUGGAGAUGAUGAUGGGCAUCCGCAAGGGGGGCAAGGACGGGAAGGCGAGGAGGGCCGGCGGGUCAUCGGCCAGACGCGUGAGGACGAAUUGGGCGGGGAAGGUGGACGAGGGGAUCGCUGCUCUCGAGCUGAAAUCGGGGGGUGAGGAUGCCGGAGACGAAGCGUGCACAUAUUCCGAUGAUCUGCGAUGCGAAGAUUCAGAGAGUCCGAUCAAGGAGCUUCUACCAUCCGAGAGGCCGACAGCCGUUGUUGGGAUUUCGGAGAACAGGGACGUGGGCGCUGCUUCCACUGCACAAGAACAAGAGAUGGUGGUGCCUCUGGAGAUGGAUGCUCAGAAAUGGAACAAUGGAGAUGCCUUAGAGGAAGGCGGCGUCCGGGCAUGGUUGGGUGGCCUAGGGCUGGCCCGGUAUACUCCCGUGUUUGAGGUGCAUGAGGUGGACGAAGAAGUACUCCCGCUGCUGACACUGGAGGAUUUGAAGGAUAUGGGGAUCAAUGCCGUUGGUUCCAGGAGGAAGAUUUACUGCGCAAUUCAGAAAUUUAGAAAGAACUCCUCCAAAGAUCAUGAGGGCUGA